Molecule: messenger RNA, 1067 nt
Organism: Sorex araneus (European shrew)
Lineage: Eukaryota; Metazoa; Chordata; Mammalia; Eulipotyphla; Soricidae
Product: glutathione S-transferase Mu 2-like
Exons: 8
Coding region: 101-757 (218 amino acids)
Biological process (GO): glutathione metabolic process
Molecular function (GO): glutathione transferase activity
Source: RefSeq, a predicted model, not a curated record
GGGGGCGGCUCUGAAUUCUGGCCACGUCCCAGCCCUGCUCAGCGCAUAAAGCCAGAGCCCAGCUCAGCAGAGCCAUCUGCUCCAAGACAGAACCUGCACCAUGGCUAUGACCUUGGGGUACUGGGACCUUCGGGGGCUGGCUCACGCCAUCCGCCUGCUCCUGGAAUACACGGACACCAAGUAUGAGGAGAAGAAGUACAAGAUGGGCGACGCUCCCGACUAUGACAGAAGCCAGUGGCUGGAUGAAAAAUACAAGCUGGGCCUUGACUUCCCUAAUCUGCCCUACUUAAUUGAUGGGGCUCGCAGGAUCACCCAGAGCAAUGCCAUCCUUCGCUACCUGGCUCGCAAGAACAACCUGUGUGGGGAAACAGAAGAAGAGCAGAUUCGCAUGGACAUCUUGGAGAAUCAGAUUAUGGACUCAGUCAUGCAAAUGGCCCGGACGUGCUACAGCCCUGACUAUGAGAAACUGAAGCCGGACUACUUGAAGGGACUCCCUGAUACACUGAAGCAGUUCUCGCAGUUUCUGGGGAAGAGGCCUUGGUUUGCAGGGGACAAGCUCACCUAUGUGGACUUCCUGGCUUAUGAUCUCUUCGACAAGCUCCGCAUGUUUGAGCCCCCGUGCCUGGAUGCGUUCCCCAACCUGCAGGACUUCGUGGCCCGCUUUGAGGGCCUGAAGAAGAUCUCUGCCUACAUGAAGUCCAGCCGCUACCUUCCACGCCCCGUGUUUGGAAAAAUGGCGCUGUGGGGCAACAAGUAGGCGCUGCCAGGAAGGAAGCAGAAGUACAAAUAGUUUGUGGUUUCUAUGGUGGAGCCUCGUGAAUAUUUGGACUUUUCUACACCCUAAAGUCACCCUGUUGUGAUUUCUCCUCCUUCCCCUUGUCCACCUGACUCUGUCUUGAUGAUUCUUCCGGCUAGAGCCCCUGGUCUCUGCUCCCUGGGGGGAAGGGUGGCAUGGAUUUCCCACUGUAUCCCCCGCCCUAGUUCAGCCCUGCCCUAGAGACCAGGGCAGCUCCCUGUGGGGUGCCCCAGCCUCUCUGUUCCCCAGUAAAGCCUUCCUCAGUCUGCUG